This is a messenger RNA of Gossypium raimondii (Peruvian cotton), 1844 nucleotides long. RefSeq lists its product as uncharacterized. The transcript is spliced from 4 exons. Bases 646 to 954 code for a protein of 102 amino acids. The record is from RefSeq and is a predicted model, not a curated record. NCBI's taxonomy places the organism in Eukaryota, Viridiplantae, Streptophyta, Magnoliopsida, Malvales, Malvaceae.
UUUCAGUUCACUCAGUUCCAGUAGGGAAGGUGGGCUUGCGCACGAGUUAGUGUCAGUGAAGAUAGCCCAGCCCACCACCCACGGGCUACGACUUGUUGUCUGUCGCUCUGGUGAAGUCCUAAAAGGAUCCGAUCUUAUCGCUUCCCCUGGUCGGGUUCCCUUGAAGUUUCAAUCAGAUCAAGACUCAGCCUUGCACCAUUUGGCUAACCGAGUUCAUGGUGAAUGAAGGGUGCCCUUUUCUUCUGGAUUUUGGUGGCCGAGAUGUAGAUGCACCCUCUCAAACAUGGGCAAUGUCAGCAGUCUCAUCCAAAACAUUUGGUUUAUCGGGAAGAACCUACAGUGACAUCCCAGUAAUGCUUCCUCUGGUUGAUAUGUGCAACUAUAGCUUCCAAUAAUGCCAAUAAAAUAAAUUACCUUUAUUUUCUUAGCUUCAAUUAGUUUUGAUUUGAUGAAAAGCUCCAAUAGGCUAUAGUUUUCUCAUACAUCUCUCAUAUCAGAUUGUAGCUGAAUGCAAGAUCAAACAAAAUGAUCUUUUAUAGCUGUCAAGCGAUUUAAUCUUUCCUGCUGGGUAAUGGAUUUUUUAUACCAUCAAAUCCAUAUGACUAUAUUUAGCUCAAGCAUGAGGGCUGUCAUGGAUGCUCGAUUAUGUCUGCUGGUGUUUCUUCACCCAAUUUCUUGUCUCCAGCUCCAUGGCAGCAACAAGUUUUGGCUCAGCUUGAUUUAGAUGGAGAACCUCCAAAUCUCAAGAGAUAUGAUUUGAAUAUCCUAAAACCUUCAUCAACUGGAACUUCCCUUGGAAUUGCCAAGAGUAGCUGCUUUUUGCACUGUUAUUGCAGUGGAGCAAAGAUAAUGGAUGAUGAGUCUAUUGAAACAAGGCAAUGUGUAGUGAAAAUGAUAUUAAUAAAAGAAGUUUCGAUAAAUAGGAAACUGGGGCGUCAAAAGCCAGAUACGUGAUUUGCUACAAUCAAACUAGAGAAGGAAACAGAGGAAGCUGGUUUAAUCUAUACAAGAAGCUUUUAGAUAUUAAUGGAAGAAAAACUAUUAUGAACAGGGCAAAAGAAGAAGAAGCCGAAGAGAAGAAAGAGAUAAGGUUUUCUCCAUAAACAUGUUGGAGGAUACCUACUGCAGAUAGAACAAAGAUCCAGAAACUGGCAGGGAGAAAAAAAAAACUUGAAACAAGACUAAUCCUAAAAACCUGCUGCCAUGAGAGUAACCAUUUCUCUUUCUUCUCUUCUACAGGUGUAUUAUGGUAGCUCCUAUGAAUUCCCAACUGAUAUGGGUCUUUCAGCUAAUCCUAGAGGGGAUCGGGACCGUUGCCUGGUAAUCUCUCGGAGAACCCUUCUCAUAUCUGGCUGCUGCAGUGAUGGAUGCUUGAUCUUCUCAAACUCUUGCUUUAUCUUCAUGACUUGGCUAUGAAUUGGUACACCUUUAUAUUCAUCCUCAUCUCUUAUAACUGCGUUGUUGUUGCUACUGCUGCUGCUGCUGAUCUUCUUUUGCUCCAUAUUCUCAACUUCUAAAGCUAAGCUCAAACCUGAUUGAAAAAUUGCUAAUCCUUCACACCAAAGGCCUUGCAUACCUGUUUUGUGGAUAGUUUUAAGGGUUUAUAUAUAUGGUGGGAAUAAUGAAAAAGACACGAUUUCUUCAUGAAUAGUGAGGAAACGGAAGCUGGUAGGCAAAGUGCGUGUAAAUUUCUCCACUUGUACUUAUUUAGAAGAGUUUUAAGAUGACUCCUUUGAAAGCUUGUUUUGAAUAUCCAAGAUUGCCCCUCUAAGUAAUUGGACCGUCUUCUGUUUGAAUUUUGAUGGAAAUAAUUGAUAUUGAUGUCUCCUGUUCAUAUUGUUUAA